AUGGUGCGAGCAACCCCGCUCCUGGUUGCAGGUGCUGGCGCCCUGGUUGCGCCCUGCUUCCUUGCGCCCUGGGGAGAAACCACAUCGCGCUCCCAUCAGCUGAGGGGUGAUGCCGCUGAGAGGGAGCGCGGCACUGGGACCUCUUCCGCGGCGCCAAGCGCGGCGGUUGCCGCGCUGCCGGUGGCGGGCCUCCUGGCGGCGGCUGGGCGACGCUCGCGUCAGCAGCGUCGCGCUGCGGCGGCCGAAGCCGAACCAGAGCCCGUCUUUGACCCCAGCAAGGAGCCAGGUGUGACCCUGCCGCUGCGAUACUUCGACCCUUUGGGCUUUGCAAAGCAGGGGGAUCGUGAAGGCUUUUACCAGCUGAGAGCAGCUGAGCUGAAGCAUGGCCGCGUGGCAAUGAUUGCGGCAGUGGGAUGCGUAGUGCAGCACAACGUCAAGUUCCCAGGCUUUGAAGACGUACCUACUGGAAUUCAGGCUGCGAUCACACCUCCUGGCACCUAUGGCAUGCUGGCAAUUUUCGCUUUGGCUGGUGCGCUUGAGCUGACCAUCUUCAAACAGGAUCCAGACAUGGACCCAGGAGACUUUGGAGAUCCAGCUGGCUUCGGGCAGUACUACACCGAGUGGAAGGAUCGGGAGCUGAACAACUGCCGCAUGGGCAUGGUUUCCUUCCUGGGCAUUGUCGUUGCAGAGUUGGCUACUGGCAAGGAUGGUGUAGAGCAGAUUUGGACGCCCCUGGGAAACCUGACGGGCAGUCUCGGCUCAAGUCACCGGACGACCGUGACGCAGCAUUGCCACUCCGUCACCAUGGCCAUGAAGUAUUUGGGCGCGUAUUUGAUGGCUGUCCUGGGCGGCAAGGAAAGUCCCAGCCCAAGCGACAUCAAGGCGAUCUUGGAGGCCGGUGGCAUCAGCUAUGAGGACGACAUGCUGACAACGCUUUGUGAGAAGAUGGAGGGCAAGCAGGCCCACGAGCUGAUCACCAGCGGUUUCGGCAAGUUCGCCGCCUGCGGCGGCGGCGGUGGCGGCGGCGGCGGCGGCGGUGCUGGCGCCGCAGCCGGUGGCGGUGAUGGUGGCGAUGCUGGUGCCGUGAAGGAGGAGAAGAAGGUCGUGGAAGAAGAAGAGGAAGAGGACUGGCCAUGGGGAAGGAUAUGGAGUUCGACCUCUUCGGCUGAGAGCAUUCGAGACAGUGAGCCCAUUACACCGGUGCUUCAACGUGCCGUGCCAAACUGUUCACUUCACUUGCGCUAUGGCGGCUGUAGUUUGAUGUUUGCACGGAGGGAACUUGUAAGGGGUCAGAGUUCCAGCCGUCAGGAGGACUUGGCGUCGCAGGCGAAGAACUCUUCGGGAAGCUUUUUUGGGGAGGAGGAUCCUUGGCUGCUCCAUGACGAUGGCAACGGCUUAGUGUUUCCAUCUUUUGAUGUUUUCCCAGAAGAACUGCGGAUUGGUCCUUGGUCUCUUGCGGCCAAAGUUUUCUUGACCGCUUUGGUGCUGCUGGUGAUCUUUUCCGUUCCCAUGCUGGAGAUGCCAAAGAUUCAGUCGACGGAGCACAAGCCUUUGUAUGCGGCUGUGUCCAUCUACAUGCUGCUGGUCCAAGCUCACACAGUGCACAAGUACAAAGGUUGGCCCUUGGUCACCUACACCUGCGUGUCCUACUUUCUGUUGAACCUACAUUUUCUCUUUCAUGCCCUGAACUUGCCCUCAGCAGCUGAAGUCUUGCGCUUUUCAUCCCUGGCUAUGGCGACAGUGACAACCACAGUAUGGUGGUUGGUGCUGGUCCCAAUUUUGCUGGCCGUGUGCGGCCCGGAGAAAUACCGCGCCUUCGUCAGGAUGAACUUCAGUAUAUUCCUGCUGAACGAACACUUAUUCAACUUGCCAAUGGCAUUUCUAAGCCAUUGGCUCCUGCCCAGAAAAUUGGUCUUCCUGGAUUUUUGGGUCGCCACUGUGUUUGCCACAGGCUAUUUGUUCUUUUACCUCUUUGUCUUAGACGCCAACGGUGCCCAUUUCUACAUCAUCUUGUCCCCACGACCAUGGUGGUGUAUCUUUUCCUACACGGGCAUUUUGUUGAUCUACGCCGGACUCUUUUGGGCCUUUUCCUGA
Molecule: messenger RNA, 2094 nt
Organism: Cladocopium goreaui
Lineage: Eukaryota; Dinophyceae; Suessiales; Symbiodiniaceae
Source: the annotation of a GenBank genome assembly